UGCGGUUUGACCACUGCCGCUCCCCUCCUCUCUCUCCUCUUUCGUUCCCAUUCAUUUUCCCCUUCUAUUAUUAUUCCAUUCUCCUCUCUACUCGAUUCCAUUUCUAUCCCAUUUCCUUUCUAUUACCAUUAUUAUCAUAACCAUCAUCAUCAUCAUCUCUUAUAUUUUGUGUUCUCCUGUUUUCCCCCGCGCUUCCUUUCUUCUUCUUCCUCCUUUUUGUUUUUUUAUCCCUUUCUCCUCUCUCGCUUCCUUCCUAUAUAAACCUCUCUUCCAAUGUUCCUAAAAGCAAAGGCAUUGUCUAUCUAGAUCGACGGCAGCGUGGGGGGUGAAGUUGGUUUUCGCCCCAAGGUGGCAACUUUUACCAUCUUUCUGCUAGCACGCCUGAUUAUUCUCUUGACCCCGAGGAAGUUCCUUUUGGUCUCGAGGUUCUUGCUGUUCUCUUGGUGUCACGACAGGUUUUGUCGGAUUAAGCUGAUAAACUUUUGUUUUAGUCCAACAGUAUUCUUGAGAUGGGCUGUUUCACAGUCUUGAAAUGCAAGAAAAAGAAAAUUAGGUGUUUUGGAAACAAGAAACGCAUGAUCGCUGCAGAGACUGUUACAUGUGCACUUCCGGAACCAACACAAUCUGGACCAUCCCUCCAGUCUGCCCCUCCAAGUUUCAGAAACAGAACAAAACCUGCACAAUCUGGCCAUCGGAUACUCAACAGCAGAGUUCGGGCACUGUCUGCUCCUUCUACCCUCGUUUUGGCAGACCAGUAUGCUCUUGCUUCACUAGAAUAUGAUGACCAAGAAGAGUGCAAAGGCAGAGGUAUCUCAGUGAAGGACGAACGCUUUUCAAAUCCUUUGCCGCUGCCCCUUCCCUCGCCACAUACUUUCUCUUUGAGGAACUUGGAAAGUUUUAACUUGAACAAUACUAGUGGUCCUAUCGUAUCAUCUGGACCUCUACCAUUGCCUCCAUUAGGGGGAGGAGGCCUCCGGAACUUCUCUUAUGAAGAGAUUUCGGCUGCUUGUCAAAAUUUUUCUGUGGGUCGAUGCAUGUCAGAAGGCCUUUCAACUACAAUCUAUAAAGCUACCUUUGGAGAUGAUAGCAUGAGUUUAAAGAGAAGCGAAGCUACAGUUACUCGUUUACUUCCUUCCUGUCAGGGUUUGAAGGAGUUUUUGAAUGAGGUGAAUGUACUAGCAUCCCUACAGCAUCCCUAUCUCUGCAAGCUGCUUGGUUUCCAUGCUCAAGAGGGGUCUGAUGAGCGGAUGUUAAUUUAUGAGAGGCUCUAUCAUGGAAGUAUAGAUCGACUUCUUCAUGGGGGAUUAGAUGGUCGAUCCAUGGAUUGGCCUACACGAAUGAAGGUUGCCCUAUGUGCUGCAAAAGGCCUUGCAUUUUUGCAUGAAGAAGGGCCUUUUCAGGCCAUGUAUUAUGAGUUUUCAACUUCAAAUAUACAAGUUGACAAGGACUUCAGUGCAAAGCUAUCAGGAUAUGGAUGUGCAAGCUACAAUCCAGAGGCAGACGUCUCUGAUUCUUCUAUUGCUACUGCAAACCUAUCAGUGGAGACCUUGGAGCAGGGGUUGUUCACUCCGAAGAGUAAUGUCUGGAGUUUUGGAAGAGUCCUUCUUGAACUGCUGACUGGUAGGAAAAAUCUUGACAACCGCUAUCCCAAAGAAGAGCGAAACAUUGUGAAAUGGAGUAGACCUUUUCUUGCUGAUGAUUGUCGCCUAUCUCUUAUCAUGGAUCCCCGUAUGAAAGGGCGUUUCCCUCCAAAGUCUGCCCGAACUGUAGCAGACGUUGCACUAAAAUGUCUCCGAAAGGAUCCUUCGAAGAGGCCUACCAUGAGGUUCAUCGUCGAAGCACUCAAGGAUGUUCCUGACAUGAAAUGCCCUAGCCGUUACCCCCUCCAAGAACCAUCUGUCAUUGCAGGGAAACGGAUGUGCAAGUCUCCAAGUCUGACUGGCAUCAUUCCACCACAACCUCCUCCCAGUUUCUCAAUUUCACCUCCGUCAAAAAGCCAAUUGUUGCUUUCUCCAAGGACAUCAAUAUCCAUACCUUAUCCGCCUCUUAAGUGCACUACUACACGUGCAGUAGAGGAUAAUAGGAUAAGCAGUAUCAGAAGCUGUUCGCCUGCUAUGCAGAGGCUUGAAGGGUUUUGAUAUGCCUAUAUUGAUUAGUAAUUUGUUGUUUUUGGGUUUUUUUUGUUUUUGUUUUUGUUUUCUGUAUGUUGUGACUUGAUGCAAUAGAGGAUACAAGAUGUAUAUUUUGUUUGCUUAUCCACUCCUAGGUAAAGUAAUGGGGGUAGGAUUACCAUUUGUAGGUAAGCGUUGUGUUGUCAAUGAAUCUAUACCAAAAUUUUGUG
Messenger RNA from Musa acuminata subsp. malaccensis (wild Malaysian banana), 2341 nucleotides. Its product is annotated as probable serine/threonine-protein kinase PBL1. Gene Ontology annotation, biological process: protein phosphorylation. Lineage: Eukaryota; Viridiplantae; Streptophyta; Magnoliopsida; Zingiberales; Musaceae. The record is from RefSeq and is a predicted model, not a curated record. Gene Ontology annotation, molecular function: ATP binding; protein kinase activity.